This is a messenger RNA of Vitrella brassicaformis, 1400 nucleotides long. The record is from the annotation of a GenBank genome assembly. Lineage: Eukaryota; Vitrellaceae.
GCCAGACUGACUCACCGGUGUGUUAAUUGGCCGCGCCAUCUGGCAUCACUCGGGCCCCCCCAUCAAGGCGUUCAAGACCGCUCACUCACUGAGGAGUGUACGGCUUACUAACCUGCAGACAGACAACAAACACACCGAGACAUCCACACAGGUUGGGCCGUGUCUGUCUGUCUCAGUCGCGUGCGCCCAUGCGUAGGCACUUACCCAGACGAGAAGGGCCCUUAGCCGACGGCCUGUGGUGGCCGGAGAAGGCAGGAUGGCGUCAUUGUGUCUGUCGAUGGCCACGGUGCCGUGUUUGAAGAUCUCGUAGCCCAUCGAUGGGGGCAAGGGGUUCUGCCUCUUGCCCGCUCUCGCGAGGGGCGCGGUAGGUCUGCACUGAUGCAGCCGGUCGGCUGCGAAUGGUGCGGCUGGGGAGGGGAGGUAGGUCGGCUGCUGAGUGUCUCGCUCGUAGUAGAGCUGGCCUUAGUGUGUGGGCUGCUGUGGCCGACGGGUCUGCCGGAUGGCCUCGCCCGUCAAGCGCCGAGUGACCAACGGGUCUGCCGGAUGGCCUCGCCCGUCAAGCGCCGAGUGAUCAACGGGUCUGCCGGAUGGCCUCGCCCGUCGGUUGCCGAGUGAGAAGGAGGUUGGUCUUGAGGUCCUUGAUGCCGUGGAUCUCCCCAAGCAGCCUGAGGAUGGCUGACACCCGCGGGUUGCGGCGGCCGAAGUCUUGCUCUCCUUGCACGCCUCCAGGAUCUUGCACGCAAGCAGCAGCAGCAGGAUCGUCAGAGUGCCGGUCUCGUGGGCGUGCACCAGCAUCUCCCUGACGCUCAUGUCCUUGGCCGCGCCAAUAUGGUGUGGCUGCGCGCUAUGGUCAGCUGGCCCACGAAGGCACCCAGGUUCUUUCAAGAGCGACUGGCGGUAGGCGAAGGUCUCGUCGCCGGCGGCGUCGACGAAGCUGAGCAUGGACGAGAUGACUCUGUGUGUGGAAGAUGACCCGAUCCAUGAGCUUCGGGUGGGCCUGGUAGCCGUCGCCGCCCGUGGUGAGCUUGUCGCAGGGCGUGCAGGUGGGUCUCCUUGGAGGCGCGCUUGCUGACGAUGUAGAAGUCCAGCAGUGGGUACUGUACAGAUCGUCGGUGAUUACAGCAGAGGCAAAACGCGCCUGAGAUAUCUGCGAUCGAUCGAUCGACCGACACACAGAGAUCUCGAUGGAUGCCUUCCUUCUCCAUUCAUUUGUGUGUGUGUUGUGGGGCCAGCCACUGUCUGUCUGUGUGAUCUACCUUCUGCUCGACAUUGGCUAUGGUGACGGUGUUGAAUAUCUGCACGAACUGGUCGCUGAUGGGCGGUGGGGGCCCGAUGAUCUCCCGCAUCAACUCCUGCUCAUGCAUCAGCAUCUCCACGUUGCCAAGACCGGACCCUCCCAU